Salvelinus fontinalis (brook trout) is the source of this 3938-nucleotide messenger RNA. RefSeq names its product protein MCM10 homolog. The coding region runs from base 580 to 1023 and encodes 147 amino acids. The record is from RefSeq and is a predicted model, not a curated record. Gene Ontology annotation, cellular component: replication fork protection complex; nucleus. Gene Ontology annotation, biological process: DNA replication initiation; DNA replication. NCBI's taxonomy places the organism in Eukaryota, Metazoa, Chordata, Actinopteri, Salmoniformes, Salmonidae. The transcript has 7 exons. Gene Ontology annotation, molecular function: single-stranded DNA binding; DNA replication origin binding.
UAUUCAGGAGCAGAUGCAGAGGCAGCAGCUAGAGGCCUCCCAGAAGAGCUCUACAGCCACCUUUACCACAAACAGCAUCCCAGGAACAAAGGCACCUUCUAAAGCGAACACUCCCUCAUAGAGUCCCCCCAAACAGAGCUCCUCCAAGCCAGUUCGUCCCACACAGAAGACCAAGCCCCAAGCCGUAGGAAAGCCCUCGUCUGCCCCAGACCGAGGAGCCGGCACCAAGCUACAGGAGUCCUCCGACUUCACCGCUCAACUCAACAACGCUGACCUGUUCAAACGCAAAGGUCAAAGGACAGCUCACCAGGUCCAGCCCAGCACUACAGCAGCCGCUACAGACACCAGAGGUCCACUGGUGGAGAUUAAGACUCACAGCUCCUUCCAGCCAAUAGCAAGCAGUAGUAGGACCAACAAUACUGUACGUUCAUCACUACCUUCCCAGUCCAAUGCCACUGCAGCUCUGUCCGCCGUACGACAGGCGAACCCCCUUCCAUCUCUCCCUAAAGACGUCGCCAUCGAGAAGUACUCUGGACUGAGGCGACCACGCGUGUCCUCCACGGAGAUGGAUCGUAUAAGAUGGCCGACCGCAAGCUGAUCCGGCUCUCCCAGUUGCCUGAGCGCCUGGCCCGGGAGAAACUGGAGGUCUGCGGCUGGGUCACCUUCGCUGUGCUGGUCAACAAAGCCACACCACAGAGCAACAGCAGUGGUAAGACGUCCAGCAUCUGGAAGCUGUCUGACCUCCAUGACCUGCAAGUGUACGUGUCUCUCUUGCUGUUUGGGGAGGUGGAUAAGGAGCACUGGAAGACUGAGCCAGGCACCGUCAUGGGCAUCCUCAACCCCAACCCCAUGAAGGCCAAAGACGGAUAUGACGGGGUGUCUCUGUCGGUGGACCACCAUCAGAAGGUGUUGUUGAUGGGGGAGGCUCAGGACUAUGGCACCUGUAAGGCAGCCAAUAAGAACGGAGACCCCUGCUCUCAGAUUGUCAACCUGAAUCACAGAGCUGGAGGAGAAAGAAACUAACACGGAGAGCUCCACACAGACCUCACUACUGCCAGAGGUGGUUUCCCCAGCACUAGUCACCACAGCAUGUGGUACUGAACCAGAGGCGGAGUCCCAACAGAACUCUGGGAAGGAGAAGGUAGAUGCACAGAUAGCCUGGGUAAGAGCUUGUCUCUCACCCUGUAAGAACAGGGAAGUUAAUGAGAUUGAAAUGUAUUAAUGUACAAUAUGUAAUGGGGAAUUAAAGAAGUUACAGAUAAAGUAAAUCAAUGUGGUUUAAUACAGUUGCAACAGGGAGACACCUCCAGCAGAGAAGCAGGCCCUUAUAUUCUAAUCUCACAGCACCAAUGUUCUGUAAACACCUGCCGAGAGGCUUGUAGGAAGUCACAACAUCAGCUGCUACAGAAUCAGUGUCCCAGAAAACAAUAACAAUCAGUGUCCUCUGUCCUCAUACCUCCAGUCUGGUGUCAAUCACUAUCAGAUAUGAACAAUCCAUAACAUUCAGUAUCAAGUCUAGUGACCAUCAACCAGAAAGGUUCCCAAAUAAAACACUGGAAAUCAUGUGUAUUACAGAAAGAGAACAUAAAUAUGCUUUGCAUUGUUUUUUAAAAAUUAUUAUAUAUUUUUUUAUCCCAUUUUCUCCCCAAUUUUCGUGUUAUCCAAUCACUAGUAAUUACUAUCUUGUCUCAUCGCUACAACUCCCGUACGGGCUCGGGAGAGACGAAGGUCAAAAGCCAUGCGUCCUCCGAAGCACAACCCAACCAAGCCGCACUGCUUCUUUAACACAGCGCGCCUCCAACCCGGAAGUCAGCCGCACCAAUGUGUCGGAGGAAACACCGUGUACCUGGCCCCCUUGGUUAGCGCGCACUGCGCCCGGCCCGCCACAGGAUUCGCUGGAGCGCGAUGAGACAAGGAUAUCCCUACCGGCCAAACCCUCCCUAACCCGGACGACGCUAUGCCAAUUGUGUGUCGCCCCACGGACCUCCUGGUCGCGGCCGGCUGCGACAGAGCCUGGGCGCGAACCCAGAGACUCUGGUGGCGCAGCUAGCACUGCGAUGCAGUGCCCUAGACCACUGCGCCACCCGGGAGGCCCCUUGCUUAGCAUUGUUAAUUACUCUUAACUGGAUAUUAACUUUAUUCAUCUUACAUUUCCCCAUUACAAUGUCCUAACCCUUAGCUUCUCGAUCAGAACUGUCAGUUUGUUGGACUGUUGUCUGUUAUGUGUCAGGCUGCGUCAGAGGUGGAGGAUCUGAAGGCUAAGAUGAUGACCCUGUUUAAUGAGCUACAGCAGGCUCAGAGCAAACUGGGCGAGGCAGAGGGCAUGAAGAAGAACCUGCAGGACAGGUGCAGGACAAGUGAAAUAGGUGGUGAUGCCAGGGACUGGCAGCAGCAGGGGAAUAUACCGGAGCACGUCUGCCCCAAGUGUAACGAGAUCCUACCAGACCUGGACAGCCUGCAGAUUCACAUCAUGGACUGCAUCAUCUGAGCCUUCAUAAUAGUCAUCAGCAACAACAAAGACAACUGCCGCAGAUGCAACUUACUCUGAUUCUUCUUCAUCGUCAUCAUCCCAUUUAUGGCAGAGUAAAAUGCAGUCUUUGUGCUCUAAAAAGUGCAUUUAUUUUCCAGUUCACGGCUAUGUUGCUCUGGUCUAUGUUUUAGAACAUAGAACUAUAAUAUAAAAUGUGUUCUUAUAGUGCACAACUAGACAUAUUAUUUUUUUUGUUAGAGGGGCGAAAAACAUCCUGUAAAAUGUAUCACGUUUAAUAUACUGUUAGGUGAUAAAUGGAGAACUGGAAUUUGUAUUUUAAGUUUGGCAACUUGUUUAUUUUCUCAUGACAGCUGUCUGUCACAUAGUUUAGAAUUAACUCUUUAGCAAGAAACAAUUUGGUUUAUUAAAUGCUUAUUAUGGAUUUUCGGGUGGUUCAAUUUAAUCAAGCUGUAAUUCUGUUUCGAUGAAGGUUAUGAAUAGAUUAUGAUUACAGCAUAGACAUUUCCUUUUGAAUAAUUCAACAGAGGGAAGGAUGCCCAAGACAGUUUGUUUUUUGUAAAUGUAUAUUGCACAUACAUUUUAUCCAUCGUCGUCAUGGUUUGUACAUGUAUAAUUAAACCUAUGUAGCCUGCAGGAGGUAUGACUAUGCAAGGGAGUGUGUACUGUAUUAACUAACUACUAACUUCUGUAUUGUUAGGAUUGCGUCAAUUCAAUCUGGUAUAAGGAUAAGUAUGACAAUGAGUCCCCGAUUUGUAUGCUGUGUAUUAUUUAUUAACUAAGCAAUAAAUGGCAAAUGCAAUUUUCGUAUAUACGGGUUCAAUGUAUCAUCACGCAGGAUAAAACAGGGAACUGGGCAACACCCCAAAACCCCUCCCCUAUAUACUCUAAUAGUGUUAGUUCCUGCUUCAGAGCAAGCCUGUUAGAGUAGAGGUCCAGUGUGGUUUAGACUGACUGGCCUAUGGCUGGUGUUGGCACUUAAGCUAGUCCAGUCCCUUAGCGCUCCGGAGGGUCCGCUGUUAUCUUGAUAGAGUGUUGCUGUCUUGCCCCACACCCCUGUUGCAUUCACAGUUCCUGUUUUCUUGUCUUUUCAGUACUUUUCCAUCCUUGCUACCCCUCGUGACAGUUCCUGUUUUCUUGUCUUUUCAGUAAUUUUCCAUCCUUGCUACCCCUCGUGAAAUGCACCCCUCCCCUCCCAAGAUUAGUCAAGUCAUGCUAUAUGUUUAGCCACACUUUGUUGCACAAUUAUAACACACACACAUGUUCAAUGUACUUAUCACUCCCACACAUACAAUCAAUAAAACUCAGACCUCACAGUAUCCAGAUGUAUUUACAAAUCCUGUGAUUCUGUAAAAUAAUAAUGAAAAUCUGUAAUAAAGGUGUUAUUGGUACAGUAGGCUGUGUCUGUCUGUCUUUGUUGUUGCACACACAUCUAGAAUAUAAAACUCGG